Parathielavia appendiculata is the source of this 669-nucleotide messenger RNA. RefSeq lists its product as uncharacterized. The record is from RefSeq and is a predicted model, not a curated record. The transcript is spliced from 2 exons. The coding region runs from base 1 to 669 and encodes 222 amino acids. Lineage: Eukaryota; Fungi; Ascomycota; Sordariomycetes; Sordariales; Chaetomiaceae. Gene Ontology annotation, molecular function: protein binding.
AUGCCCCUCCCAGCGAACUGGCCAUCCCACGUCCCAUACCUAACAGUCCCAGCGUACUCACCGCAUCUCGGCCAGGCCCACUUCCAGGCCCUCCGUACCCGGCCCGCGGAUCCUUCCGACCCGAUCCCGGAGAUCCCCCGCGAUCUCAGACCUGGCCCAUGUCCUGCCGUCCGCAUCACCCCGAUCACCGACCCGAACCACCCCGCUCACGGCCAAGCAGGCCUCUUCGCAACCCGCGACUUGGCUCCGGGCGAACUGAUCCUGCCCUACCUGGGCGAAAUCCACAUCGGCACUGCCCCGUUCGGCGAUAAGACUGAAGGCUACGACUAUGCCAAAUCCGAUUACGACCUCUGGCUGGACCGCGAUGCGGACCUUGCCGUGGACGCGGCACGCAUCGGGAAUGAGGCGAGAUUUGUGAAUGACUAUCGCGGGGUGCCCGGGCGAGAUGGGAAGAAGGCGAAUGCUGAGUUCCGGGUUGUGUGGGAUCCCAGGACGGGAGAGAAGUGCAUGGCUGUAUUUGUGUUGCCUGCUGGAAAGAGGGCUGUCGGCAGGGCCAGAGUGGUUGGGAUUGCGAGGGGCGAGGAGGUGCUGGUCAGUUAUGGGAGGGGGUUCUGGCAGGGAAGGAGGGAGGCUGAGGAACAGGACGCCGAUGAGAAAGGGAACACGUGA